UCUUGCAGCUCGAGUGAGAGAGAGCCGCUCUGUCCUCCUCCCAACCUCAGCUCAGUCCUCCGGCUCCCAUUGGCCAGCAGUUUGUACAAAUCCAACUCAGGCAGCUCGACUCUCCAGACUAACCCAUCUGAACCGGCCGCCCUGCUUUUUACAAACAUUGGUGCCACUGCUGAGAAUAUUUAUUCGCUCAUUUUCGUUAUCAGUUUGAAGAGGUUUUUUCCUGCACCAGGACGCAAAUCUACAUGAAUUACUUCCCCGGAGGAAAAUAGACAGACAACGAAUUUUCGGGCAUUCACCAACACAGUCGGCCUAUCCGCGGACCACACGAUAUACCGAGAAACACCGGGCACAUAGCUGGUGCUUCAUCCACUUUCAAGAUUUUCUCCAACUUCAACCCCCAGACGAACAUUAGCAUGAUGUCGUAUCUGAAGCAACCCCCUUACACAGUCAACGGACUGAGCCUCACCACUUCGGGGAUGGACCUCCUGCACCCAUCGGUAGGAUAUCCAGCGACGCCACGUAAGCAACGGCGGGAACGAACGACGUUCACGCGCGCCCAGCUGGACAUCCUGGAGGCGCUGUUCGCCAAGACGCGCUAUCCCGACAUCUUCAUGCGCGAGGAGGUGGCGCUGAAGAUCAACUUACCCGAGUCCCGAGUACAGGUGUGGUUCAAGAACCGACGGGCCAAGUGCCGCCAGCAGCAGCAGCAGCAGCAGAACGGGGGCCAGAACAAGGUGCGGCCGGCCAAGAAGAAGAGUUCCCCCACCCGGGAAGUGAGCUCGGAGAGCGGGGCCAGUGGACAGUUCACCCCGCCGACCAGUACCACCACCGUCCCCGCUGUCCCGACCAGCACCGCGCCGGUGUCCAUCUGGAGCCCCGCGUCCAUCUCCCCGCUGUCCGACCCUCUCUCUACCUCAUCUUCGUGCAUGCAACGAUCUUACCCGAUGACCUACACUCAAGCCUCGGGCUACAGCCAGGGCUACGCCGGGUCAACCUCUUACUUUGGCGGCAUGGACUGCGGCUCGUACCUGACUCCGAUGCACCACCAGCUGCCUGGCCCGGGCUCGACCCUCAGUCCCAUGGGCACUAACGCGGUCACCAGCCAUUUGAACCAGUCCCAGGCGCCCCUCUCCACCCAGGGAUACGGGGCGUCGGGGCUGGGCUUCAACUCCACCACGGACUGCCUGGAUUAUAAGGACCAAGCGGCCUCGUGGAAGCUGAAUUUCAACGCCGAUUGCUUGGAUUAUAAAGAUCAAACUUCCUCUUGGAAAUUCCAAGUGCUGUGAAAAGAACAUUCUCGUGUCAAGUGCAGAAUCGACCCCUCAAACGAAGCGCCGCCAUCCCUCAUAAACCCGAAUAGACUGGUCCAUUUGUGCCGUGGGGCGGCGGGACUCGAAGACCUCCAGAUUGCGGCCUGAUGUUCGUCCUCAGGAGGAAGUUUAAUUUAUUUUAGCCCGACAAAGACGUGUUCUUUGUUUCUGAACACCACUGAGGGCCACACGAAAACCUGCGGGCCAACCUGGGGGCCAAUUCAGAGCGGACUCUUAGAAACGCUUUCCAGCCACGAAACAAAUGUUUGAUUGCGAAACCAAACUGCCAGACACGACGACUUGUUGACUUUGGGAUGGACAGGCUUCUUUCCAACGAGUUGAACCGCUUGGCCGUGUAAUGGCAGAGGCGCGGUCACGAGGACGGUGUGGGAGGACUGCGCGUCCACGAGGCGACACGGAUGCACUACUUUAUUUAAGAAAAAAGUGUUUAUAAGGAAUCAAUAUGUAGUUUCUAAGAGACAAUCAGUGUGCGUCUUAUAUAAAUGGUACAUAUGUGUUUUUUAUCUGUGCUAGCCUUCGAAACUGUGAUCUGUUGUAUUGUAUGCAAAUUGUGAGCCCCGCGCAUAAGAUUCUGCUGUGAUUUUAAUAGAUUUCUAUACCUUUGUUUUGCUAAUGGUUAAAUUAUUGGUAGUGCAUACAGAGGUGAGAUUUCCGGAGCACAAGCCAGUAAAACCAGGGCCAGCCAUACUGGGAAAAAGUUCUUAAGUAGAAAUCUACACUUGCGCAAGAAUCCCCCACUCCCGGUGUCCACACACACGAUGGAUAUGGACCCCCGCUGGUUUCACAGACACUGUGGCCUCCGCCGUCCAAAAGACAUGAAUAAAGGUCCUGAGAACCGA
This is a messenger RNA of Gadus macrocephalus (Pacific cod), 2170 nucleotides long. It is a transcript of the gene otx2b, whose product is annotated as orthodenticle homeobox 2b. The transcript is spliced from 4 exons. Gene Ontology annotation, molecular function: DNA-binding transcription factor activity, RNA polymerase II-specific; RNA polymerase II cis-regulatory region sequence-specific DNA binding. Bases 414 to 1286 code for a protein of 290 amino acids. Gene Ontology annotation, cellular component: nucleus. NCBI's taxonomy places the organism in Eukaryota, Metazoa, Chordata, Actinopteri, Gadiformes, Gadidae. Gene Ontology annotation, biological process: multicellular organism development; regulation of transcription by RNA polymerase II. The record is from RefSeq and is a predicted model, not a curated record.